UGCCAAAUGGCUUUCUUCUGCGCACUUUCUGGCGAGCCACCCCAAGACCCCGUCGUCUCUUCCAAGACGGGGAAGGUCUACGAGCGUAGGCUUAUUCUCAAGUAUAUCUCAGAGAAUGGCAAGGAGCCUAUCUCUGACGAAAAGUUGGAGGAGGCAGACCUUAUUAGCAUCAAGGCUUCACCAGAAACCGCCGCGCCACGUCCUCCAUCUCUGACCUCGAUCCCAGCAACGUUGAAUGCUCUCCAGAACGAGUGGGAUGCGUUGAUUCUCGAGUGCUUCGCCCUCAAACAACAAAACAACUCCAUCCGACAGGAGCUGAGCUAUGCCUUGUACAACCAAGAUGCUGCUCAGCGUGUUGUUGCGCGUUUGAUCAGAGAACGCGACGCGGCUCGAGAGGCUCUUGCAAAUGUCCAAGUAUCUGUGGGCAUUGCCCCAACUUCUGCAACUGAAGACGUCGAAAUGAACGACGAAUCUGCCUCCGCCAUGCCUGCACAUGUUGUUGAACAAAUCGAAAAAACGCAUGCUGCGCUCUCUGGCGUUCGUAAAAAGCGCAAGCCCCCCCCAGAAUACGUGACAACAGCUGAAAUGAAAGCCCUUGGUCCCAAACACACCAUUCCCUCUCUUCAUUCGGCCUCUCCUGCAGGAAUUACUUCGCUGGCAGUUUCUGCGUCUAAUCCUUCCCACUUCCUGACUGGCGGUAACGACAAGAUCGUGCAGCUAUACGACCGUGACACCGACAAGGUCCUGGCCACACUCAAAGGCCACACCAAAAAAGUCAAUCACGUCGCCUUCCGCGAGGCCGAUGGAGAACCCACAUUGGUGCUUUCUGGUGGUGCUGAUAAAAUUGCGAAAAUUUGGGCCCACGACUCCGCGUCGGGUGAAUAUAUCCCGAAAGGCACGGUUAGGACCCACAAAAGCGACAUCACAGGCGUUGUUGUACAUCCCACAUCGACCAUUCUUGGUCUCAGUUCAGCGGACAAGACGUAUUCUUUCCACGACCUUGCCACGGCCGAACAAGUCUACCACUCUACCCCUGCCGACGACCCAUUCUCGUCCCUUGGUAUCCAUCCAGACGGAACCCUCAUUGCACUUGGUACACCCACUUCGAAAAUUUAUAUUUACGACGUCCGUACUGGCGCCGCUGCCGCAAUUCUCGACCCGCCUGAAGGUGCUGCACCAUUCACAGUCAACACGCUCUCAUUCUCUGAAAACGGGUACCAUCUCCUCGCCCCCAACUCGCUGUCCACUGUGGCCAUUUGGGAUCUCCGGAAGCGGAAGACGGCGCACACAAUCGACCUCGGAGAGAGCUUCAAAAUCAACAAGGUCGUGUAUGACUACAGCGCACAGUUCUUUGGUGUCGCUGGAAGUCAGGGCGCGCGUAUAUUCGCUCACAAAACAUGGGAAGAGCUGGCCAGACUUGAUGAAGGCGGAGAGGUAACGGAUCUGGUUUUCGCUCCAGCGUCCCAGGGACGGCAAAUCUGGGGAGCCACUGGACGAGAGGUUAGAAUUUGGUCGCCCUCUGCAUAA
This is a messenger RNA of Mycena indigotica, 1527 nucleotides long. RefSeq lists its product as uncharacterized. The coding region runs from base 7 to 1527 and encodes 506 amino acids. Gene Ontology annotation, biological process: mRNA splicing, via spliceosome; DNA repair; protein ubiquitination. The record is from RefSeq and is a predicted model, not a curated record. Gene Ontology annotation, cellular component: U2-type catalytic step 1 spliceosome; Prp19 complex; cytoplasm. Lineage: Eukaryota; Fungi; Basidiomycota; Agaricomycetes; Agaricales; Mycenaceae. The transcript has 3 exons. Gene Ontology annotation, molecular function: ubiquitin protein ligase activity; protein binding.